AUGACGUGUCUCCUCCGCCUCUACAUACUGGUAAUUGCUUGUAUUCUGGGGGUGUCAUCAAACGAAACGGCCAGCGCCAUUGAGGGAUGUGAGUACUACAUAAGCAGUAUUUACUGCGAGGGUGCCAACUGGCAGACGUUACCCAAACUGCUCGCUUCAGAGGAUGCAGACUGGAUGUUUUUGAGCUUACGGUAUAACUUUCUGACGACAAUAGAAUCUGGAAGUCUGCCGUCUGGUUUAACUGGAAUCGACUUUCGGAACAACCCGUUGCUAACUAUAGACCCCACAGCUUUCAACGAAUCGUCAAAUUCAAUACACCAGCUUUUCUUUUCUGACGCCAAGUUCACUCAGAUACCUGCAGCACUGGCUGAGUUGAAUGCACUGACGGAUCUUUCCAUAGAAGAUACUUAUAUUUAUACGUGGGAUGAUAACACGAUGAAGCACAUUGGGCUAACUUUAGUGACCCUAAAACUGGACAACGUCAGCUUGUCUUCAUGGCCGGAGUGGCUACAGUAUUUCCCCCACCUUCAGACACUGGAAAUGACCUGCCAAUUCCCGUCAAUCCCUGACAAUGCUUUUGAUGGGCAGGCGGAUAUGUUAAUGACUCUAACAUUAAUUAAUGGCAAUCUAACAGAAACACCGUAUGCUUUUUCUAAUAUUUCCUUUCUGUCCACAUUAGUGUUGGAUAAUAAUAAUAUUUCUAGAUUAAACAGCCUUCCUAACUCUGGCAGCCUAUCAUCCUUUAGUAUUACCAAUAACCGUUUGUCUAACGCCACGCACUUAAGCGGCGUACUCAGAUCCGUAGCUAAUUCUCUUUUCUACCUGCACCUUGAAGGAAAUCAGCUCAGCAGUUUUCCAGACUUAUCCUUCAUGAAAAAAUUACUGAAAGUCUACCUCUCAUACAACAGUAUCUCCGACACGAGUUCAGGAUCCAUCCCAACUUCAGUCAGCUAUCUGGAAGCUGAAAACAAUACUAUCCGAUCGCUUGCGGGUUUUCUAUCACAGGCAGCCAAUCUUGAAUACCUAAAAUUAAUGGGGAAUUUGAUAGCAAAUUUCACUGGAGACGAAAUACCUUCUAAAGUUUCAUAUUUAGACUUGUCAAAAAAUCUAAUUACUGAACUAAAUGAGACCAGUUUCCCAACAAAGAACUCACUAGGUCUGAUUUUCUUGGACUACAACCCAAUAUCCGUAAUCUCACCAUUUGCUUUUACUAAUCUAACCAAGUUGAUUUCCCUGUCUUUGAAAGGUACACAGCUGGCUCGACUACCCCUAGCACUAGGUUCUGUAACGAAAUUGUUGUCUUUAGAUAUGAGUGAGAGUUCUAAUCUGGUCUGUACGUGUGAGGAGAAACAGGUGAGGUCUUGGUAUUUGAGCAGGCCUCUGACAUUUUAUGGGGUGUGCGGUCCUUUAAGCAUAUCUAACUUCCUGAAUGUGUUGAGUCAGGGUUGUUAG
Candidula unifasciata is the source of this 1452-nucleotide messenger RNA. NCBI's taxonomy places the organism in Eukaryota, Metazoa, Mollusca, Gastropoda, Stylommatophora, Geomitridae. The record is from the annotation of a GenBank genome assembly.